Molecule: messenger RNA, 2076 nt
Organism: Manis javanica (Malayan pangolin)
Lineage: Eukaryota; Metazoa; Chordata; Mammalia; Pholidota; Manidae
Gene: EFHD1
Product: EF-hand domain family member D1
Cellular component (GO): mitochondrial inner membrane
Molecular function (GO): calcium ion sensor activity; calcium ion binding
Source: RefSeq, a predicted model, not a curated record
GCUGGGCGGGCGGUCCCCGAGCCCUGGCGCCUCCUUAAAGCUGCGGCUCCGCCCCGCGCGCCCUCCCCGCUCGGGGUUCCGCCCAACCGCCCGGUUCCCGCCGCCGGUGCGGAGUAUCGCCCAGCCGCUAGCCUGCGAGGAGCGCGCUGUCCACCCAGUCCCCGCGCGGGUCCCAAGUCCCGCGCCCCCGUAUCCGCCACCAUGGCCAGCGAGGACCUGGGGUGCAAACUGCAGCGGCAGCUGCCGCGGGAGAAGGUGCAGGCGGGUUUCGCCCUGCCAGCGCCCCUGGCCGCCUCAGCCCGGGGGCCCCAGCCGGCGCCGGCGGCGAGCGCGGACGCCGAGCUGAGCGCGCAGCUGAACCGACGGCUGGACAUCACCGAGGGCGCUGCGCAGCCCCGGCGCUGCAAGGUCUUCAACCCCUACACCGAGUUCCCGCAGUUCAGCCGCCGCCUCAUCAAGGACCUGGAGAGGAUGUUCAAACUGUAUGACGCUGGACGGGAUGGCUUCAUCGAUAUGAUGGAGCUGAAGCUGAUGAUGGAGAAGCUGGGGGCCCCCCAGACCCACCUGGGCCUGAAGAGCAUGAUCAGGGAGGUGGACGAGGACUUUGACGGCAAACUGAGCUUACGUGAGUUCCUGCUCAUUUUCCACAAGGCCGCGGUGGGGGAGCUGCAAGAGGACAGUGGGCUGAUGGCGCUGGCAAAGCUCUCCGAGAUCGAUGUUUCCCAGGAGGGUGUCAAAGGUGCCAAGGACUUCUUUGAAGCCAAGGUCCAAGCUUUGUCCUCUGCCAGUAAGUUUGAAGCAGAGCUAAAAGCAGAGCAAGAGGAGCGGAAGCAGGAGGAGGAGAAGAGGAGGCUCCGCCAGGCGGCUUUCCGGGAGCUCAGGGCUGCUUUCAGUACAUAGUCAGUAAUCUUGACCUCCACCCACAGCUGUGCCUCACAGAGUCCCCCCCCCAGGGAGAGCUGGCUGAGCAUCCCCACCCCUGCUGGUCCCUUGCCCCAACCAGCCUCCAGACCCACCACCCAAUGCAAACUCCUUAGCCUCAUGGGGUGGCAGGGGUGGCUCUCAGCCCUGUUGCGGAGCCCCUUCCGGAGGGUCCUGGGAUGGGCCAACUGCCCCUCUUGCCUGUCUGUCUUUCCUUCCCUCCUCAGUCUGUAGCCAGAUCGCGCCUCUGCUUAGCAACCUGUCCCUUUGUCCUUGUCCCCUUCCUGUGCCACGUCAAAGAGUGGUCUGUUGUGUUAAUUCAUACAGAUGCUCCUUUGGUGGUCCUCAGAGGAGACAGUCCCUGGGGGGCUAUGACGUUAAUGUCGCCCAUCUUCUUAGGUAGUUCUCCUCUUCACCACUCCCUUUCAUGUCCCCACCCCUUUGUUUCCCGUCCAGCCUCCCUGUUCCCAUUCUGAGUCUGAUCUUCCGGCUGCUUUUGCAUCUUCUGUCCUUGGAUGAUGGUGAGGGUUAAGACAGGCCAGGCCAGACCGCUGCCCGUCCCCUCUCCAACGGGGGCCACGCCAUGCCGCAGGGAAGAUGCACAGUAGUAAAAGCUACAGUCCUGUUCCUUCCCAUGACCUUUCUCCUGUUCUCUCAGUAUCCCUCCUAGGCCCACCCUCUCUAUCCCCCUCCACUCAUGUCUUCCCCUUGCAGCCUUUCUUUGUACUCUUAAAUACUAUGCUACUUAAUUAACUGCAAGAGUGAAAGAAUAAUUAGAAGUGACAUUAAUGAGUAGAAUUCCUGUUAACCCUUAGUCUAUGCAAAUUAUAUUAUAGUUGUCCCCUGACAGUCCUAAGUGGCAAAUCCAGAGCCUUUCAAAAUCCCAAAAUUCAUGGCCAUCAUCAUCGGCUGGCCAGUUUCAAGAAUCUGCUCCAAGGUGAAGUGAAGCUAUUCUCACUCCCAGCGCACAUUGUUACUGUGCGUUCUUGGGAUUGCUCGCAAAUACCAGGCAUUUGUUGCAUUUUUAAAAAUAAUUCCGAACAUCACAUUUAUUACUUCUCUUUCAUAACUGAUUUACAAUAAAGAAAAUGUCUGCAUUUCUACCUUACAACUGUUUUCUUUUUAAAUAAACAGUGCAAAUGGAUUUUGCCAUCA